This is a messenger RNA of Varroa destructor (honeybee mite), 2775 nucleotides long. RefSeq lists its product as uncharacterized. The record is from RefSeq and is a predicted model, not a curated record. Lineage: Eukaryota; Metazoa; Arthropoda; Arachnida; Mesostigmata; Varroidae.
AGCCACGAUAAACUAGUUGGGAAAAUGUUCGGACUCGAUGUUUUUUUUUGCUGCAAAUAUAAUGCCUUGUGGUUGUGAACUUCAACUUGCGUGUGUAAACAAGCGGUACUAUUCAAGUUAUGAAUACCUGAGUUUACGCAACUGAUGGUACUGACAGCUUGAAUGCAUUCUGUAAAUAGUAUGUAAACGAACUAGAACAGCUAAAAAGAGUCUUGUCUCAACGUAAUCCAAUAGCAGGACUUUCAUCAUGACUAGAGGUGCCACUUAUCAUGCAAUCCGCUGCUAUCGCUGCGGUUUAUAUCAGGUGAAGCAAGUAAAAAAGAGCGGUAUCUUUCAGUGCUUCAAAUGUCGCGCCCAACAGAAAGCUGCAAAAGAAUUCUAUCGAGGAGCAUCGGCGGAGUGCCGGGAGGUGUGGCUACCAAUCGACCACAAGACUUAUGUUUUCGACUGAAUGUUACUUAUCGUGCAGGCCUUAAGUAAGGCAGCUCAUCUUGGUAAAAUUAGUUCUAUACCAGCUCCAAAUGAUUCCUACGAGGAGCCUGCUAGCCCGAAAAAGCACAAAAAAAACAGUGUUUCAUCCAAACUUAAGGACAAACCUAUUCACUUUCCCAAAACCGACGAUGAACUGAAACAGGUAGAACAAGAAGAAGACACUUUAUUCUCUUUCGAGUCAUCGGAACACGACUGUUCUCUUAAGAAUCUAGGUGAAUCAAAGAACUCAAAGUCCAACGACCCCAGUAUGAAUAGUCAUGAUGCUGAAAAGACGACUAAUACUAUCGACAGAAGUGCUUGGCGACGAAGGAGUUUCGAAAAGUUGGCUAAGUUCCGGCGUACGGCCGAAACAGAACUGAAUGCAGCAAAAUGCCGUGAGCGUGAAGUUAACGAAAAUGCUGGACUAGUCAAAGACGGUCAGCAUACCCUCGCAUCUCCAAAACACAAAGACGAAGAAAAAGGAGGAGCUUGGAUCAACCAAGAGGUACACUACAGCGAUACGAGUGAUCUCUUCAGCUUUAGAGAAACUGCUCAAAAAGUGGCAUUACAAUUUAUCGAUUGCACUCAGAUCGACGCGUCUGAGGCUGAGAAACCCAAACAUGACACAGAUGCAUCAGACAACGAUGAAGAAAUAUUUAAUUCGGUAGAAACGCCAAUACAAUAUAAAAAACAUAGAAAGUCCAGUGCUCAAAUGAUUCAAGCGAAUGACUCGCAACGAAAACUGUGUAAAGCUUCUUCAGCCUUCAAGGAGUGCCAGCUGAACGGCUUUGAAACAUCGACUGAAUCCACAGAAUGGGACGAAAUAGCAUCGCAGCCAAAAGAGUUCCGAAGUAACCCGGGACCGUCUGAGGAGGAUGAAUAUGAACUGUUUAACUUCAUGCAAACUCCGUCAAAAACUGAGAUUCCGACAGUUUUAUCAGAAAGUAGUCGUGAUACUCUGAAGAUGGCGGCGGUUGCGUGUCCACUAGAAACUGUAAUAGAUGACGACGAUGAUAUUUUUAAUGCUGUCACCACUCCUGAAAAUAAAUCUGGACCAAAAAAUAGCCCAGUGUUCAGGAUGAGUUCGGAACGAACUCUGAAGUCUAACACCUCAGAGGGCAGACUGGACUCAUCAUCUGCUAGAAAUAAGGAAUCACCCUCAUACAUUUUCAAGAACACUUCCACGUGUUCCAGUGUAAACCAGACCUGGCGUAGGAGAAGUUUUGCGAAACUGCUCAGGUUUAAAUAUGAAGCUGACGGGGAAAGUGAUAAGGUUGAAACCGAAAAGAUGACUUGUGAAUAUGAUUCCUUAUGCAGGCCUAGUGAGAACCUCGCGGUUCUAAGAAAAGAUCAAUCGCCAAGAUCCGUAGGAGACAAUUUAGCAUCGGUGACGGGUAUGAAACAGGAAGAAAGCAAUGCAGUUCAAGUGGAGGCAACGCGGUCAUCUCCGGCAGUCGUGAGUCGUGAAAAAAUUUUGAAAACUUUGGAAAGAUUCAAGGUGACGCCGUCACCGAAACGCAGGAAGGUUUUAUCAUAAAAUGAGACUAGCUCAUGUUUUUUUUUAUAUGAAAACAAUUAUAUCGGAUAAAGCUCCCCUGUUUUUUAUUGUGCUAAGCAGUGCGGGUAUGAUAUAUAUAUAUAUAUACGUCUGCGUCUAACUUGAUAAAAAAAAAAUAUGGAUAAUGAAAGGUCGAUUUGGUUCAUGUGAGGUCUCAAUAUAUUGUCCGGUUUUUAGCAAGUUGAGUUCGAUGAAAUGUUUAUACGGCGGCUGAGCCUGAACUCUGGAUUUAUAAACGAGUAUUCUUCUGCCUCAGAAGUCUGUCUGUGUGAAACGUUUAUGCACAAAAAUAAGUACAAGCAAUAUGCUGAUCUAGACGAAAAAGAUGUUCUUAGGUGGGAUAAGAGUAUAAGAUUUCUCACAAUUAGAAUUCUUUGUGUGGAUUUUAUAUAGUAGUGUGAUGUAUUUGUGAAUUAUGCAAAGAACUGAAGUGAGUGCACAUAAAGAUAAAUAUAAAUUGGUCUAUGAAGCCUAUUUUCGGCACAGCUGUCGCUUCACACCUAAGAGAAACGGCUCACUAAGUGGACAUUAACAUUUUAAUGCAAAAAAUGUUGAAACAAUAGUAAGUAUAGAAUAGAGAUAUUAAACACUUUGCUUCGGAAUAAGUUUAUUCAACGCUUGUCGAAAAUAUAUAUUUUGUCUUCUCUAUAGGCCCUAUCUUUAGAUCAUAUGAUUUACUAUGACAUUGUUGAUCUAUAACUCAUAUUGUGCUAUAAUGCAGUUAAUGACAUCAUUAUAUUAUUAUA